Molecule: messenger RNA, 3199 nt
Organism: Astrephomene gubernaculifera
Lineage: Eukaryota; Viridiplantae; Chlorophyta; Chlorophyceae; Chlamydomonadales; Astrephomenaceae
Source: the annotation of a GenBank genome assembly
AUUUGCCAAGACACACAACACACGUCAACAUAUAAUAUGCGAGGGAUGAUAAAAAACAUAAGACGCGUUGCCUGAUGUGCCGACAUUUCCAACAGAAACACUUACAUCUCAAAUAUGGCUUAGGAUAGCAUGAUCAGAUAUGCGUUAGUUGCAUUGGGGUCACAAGGGAUCAAUGAAGCGAAGGACGGAGGACGUAUGGAGGCGAAAAGCCAUCAGUAAAAAGGCCAAGAAGAAUGGUAGGCGGCCGAUUGCUAUCUACGAAGACGAUGAGGAGGAGGAGGAGGAGGAGCUGAGCUAUCAACCAAAACGACGGACGACGGAGCGUGGUCGGAUGGCUCCGGCAAAUGAGGCUCGACAGCAGCGCCAUGUUACAGCAGCGGAACCUCCAGGCCUCUACAGCCGCCCUGCUUUGUUUCGCACUGCUUGGGACAGCCCAUCAUCUCACCAGCUGUCUCUGGCUGCCAUGGAUGUUGACAGCGAUCAGGAGGAUGGGUACGGCACCCCGCCACCAGCACCACGGCAACGGUAUCAACGGCAGCAAUUGCCACAACCAGCGCAGCGCCAGCAGCCCCAGCGGCAGCCUCUAUCCCCUCCACCUCCACCACAACGUCAGCAGCAGCAGCCCACGCCGCCGCCGCAGCUGCGACCACACCCCCAGCCGGUACAAAACCAACGGCAGCCGGCACCCCCACCUCCCCCACCGCAGCGCCAGCCACCGCUCCCGCCUCAACAGCAACGGCAGCAGCAGCAACCACCACCUCCCGGGCAAAUGGCUGGUCCUCGGCCACCUCCAAACGCCGUGCAACAAGCCGCCUGGGUUCGUGGUCGGCGGCAGAGACCUGCCCAGCAGCGGGGUAAGGACCCGGGCCCGCCGCCUAUACCCUUCCCUUGUGAUCGGGUACCGGGCGACACCAAGUGGUAUCAGUUCGGCAGGGUCCGCAGUGUGGGUGAGGGCGGGGAUGAGGUUGAAAGCGAGGAUGAGGGCGCUGGCAGCGGUGGGCGUAAAGCCAAGCUUCCAUCAAACGUGCCCCUUCUUUGCUGGCCUUCUCACGUGGUGAAGAAGAAGAAGUUUGGGCUUCUGGCUAUCCUCAAGAAGAUACCGGCGCAGAUGCCAGUCGGCAAGGAGCUCAACCACUACGAGUGGUGGUGUACCGAGGCCUUCGACUUCACCGUCGCGGAAUUCACUCAGGCCAAGAAGGAGACCUGGAAUGGAAUCCUGAACACGGUGUCCAAGUUCUUGGGCUUCUGCAGAUUCGUGGAGUGUGUACCCCCCAAGUUCAUCUCCCUGCGCUUGGCAGGCAACCCGACGUUGGUCAUCCGCUACCUCGACUUUAUGAUGAUGCGGUGUGCUGCUGCUCAUUUGGGGACUGAGGUCUGCCGCUUGAAGCGGCUGGUCGUAUACCUGGAGAGCUACGAUCCUACAUUGACGGACAAAGAGAGGGAGAAGCUCAUGGACAUGGUGGAGUGGCUCAAGAGGAUAUCCGACAGCUUCCGCCGAAGCUACCCUACGCCUGCCCCGCCGCCAUCUGAUGUGGACUCCGACGAGGAGGACGAGGACGGACCCACGGGUCUGCCUGACAAGGUGCUGCUCCUGCGGUUCGUGAUGGAGCUGCGUCAGAAGGCAGACGACGCCCUUUCCGCAGACAUGGUGGCGGGUGACAUCAGCUUCGAGACAGCUCUCCUUCAGAGGGACGCUCUGCUGGCUGAGUUCCUGUGCGGGCUCUAUGUCCCCCCGCUGCGCCUGGCCUGCAUUGCGACGCUCAAGGUGCCUGGCCGCGAUGUGUGCACGCAUGCGUGCUGCUCCAGGGCUAACUGCCGGGGGAAUACCCUGCGUGCCUUGACAACACGCUCGGGAGAACCCACUGGCGGCAUGAAGGUGGAGCUAUUCCAUCACAAGACGGAGCGGUUCCGCAAGAAGCCCAUCACCUUCAAGCUGCCCAAGGUCCUGGCGGAACGUGCGCUGUCUUACAUCAACAACAUCCGGCCGAUACUUGCUGGCGACGACGACACGGAUGAGGAGGGGGAGGAGACCGCGCCAGUUCCCUUCCUCUUCCUUACCGGGCGAGGGAAGGCUCUUGGCAUUUCGGGCGGCACCACAGUAGCAGCCUUGUGGAACCGCAUCCAGCAGCAGCACAGUGCGCCAUGGCAGCCAUUCACAGCACGCCUUUUCCGCCACAUUCACGCCAACAGCGAGUUCAAUGCAGUGAUUCGGGAGGUUGCUGCCGGGAGGACCCACCUGGAUGGUGACGCUCAGAUCAUGGGCAACUCCCAAGCUGCGUGGGACUCAAACUACAUCAAGGACCAUGACUCCGCGAUGAUGCAGGCGACGGUGGAUCGUCUCGAGGACUGGAGGCUGAUAUGUGAGCAGAAGCUUCGGCGGCAGGGCAGCGGGGGCAGCGGCGAGGAAGAGCGGCCCAGGGACGCAGCAGCAGCGGCAGGCGAGGCGCAACCGCAGGGGCAUGAGGUGGCAGCGGGCAAGACUCCUCCUGAGGCAGCAGCAGGUGCACCAGAAGGCCAAGAGCAGCAGCUGCAGGGGACCGAUGCACCUCAAGGCCAGGUGCCACAGCCGGGGGAGGCAGCAGCAGCGGCGGAGGGCCAGGAGCAGGAGCUGGGGGAGGCAGCAGUAGUGGCGGAGGGCCAGGAGCAGGAGCCGGGGGAGGCAGCAGCGGCGGCGGAGGGCCGGGGGCAGGAGCCGGGGGAGGCAGCAGCGGCGGUGCAAGGUGGGGAGCAGCAGCCGCAGGACGUAGCAGCGGCUAUUGGCGAGAGGUUCCAGCAGCAGCUGGCAGAACCUAGGGGUCGGCCCUCGCAUGCACCAGCCCCUCGCCCUCUGCUCGGCCGGCUUCGCAGGUUGUUCAUGGGCAGCAGUGCUGAGGCAGAUGCAGCCCAAGCCGCAAGGAGGCCACAAGGAGCGGACGGCUUUCAUGGGCAGCCUAGCAGUACGGCAAGUGGGAUGGGACCCAACCCCCAAUCGGCAGCAGGAGGCAGCAGCUUGGAAGGAGGCUUUGGUGAUCUGGCGGGAGGCGAUGGUGGCUUGGACGCUGGUGCUAGGAGGCAGCAAGAGCUUGGAGCAGCAAGCGGCCAGGGUGAUGCAAACAUGGAUGGUAGCAUGCACGGGGGGUACGGCGCAUACAAUGCAUAUCAUGAGGGUGGUGACGGCGAGUUUGCGGAUGCAGAGGAUGGCCAGGGCCCGUUGAGGGGC